AUGCCCACGGAUGAACUGCAGAUCGACUCGUCCGCAAUUCCGUGGAGCGACACAGGAAGGAACCUAAUGAAACGAGAUGAAAGCCCUGCUUCGCCCCUGGAGCCACUCGAAGUUCUAAGAUUGCAAGCAGAUUGCCAGGAGUUCCGCAAAGCGUUCGAUGACAACAUGAAGAAUAAGCCAAUCCAUCACGACCAUGGAUACGUGCUUCUCCUGUCAUGGGAGGACGAGCUCGACGACCUCCAAGUAAAGGACGAGGUAUUCGAACUGCAGCGGGUGUUUACUGACGAGUACGGCUUCGACGUCACUUGGAAGAAGCUGGACAACAAAAGACCCAAACACCAGCUGAACUGCUUCUUAUCCGAAUUCAUGUAUCAGCAUGACAACGAGUACACCCUUCUAAUAAUAUACUAUGCUGGUCAUGGUAGUUAUCGCGACAAUAGUGUACACUUGCAUGCGUCGACAAGCCAGCAAACGGACGCCGAGAAAGCGAGAAAUCACAUUGCCUGGUCCGGCGCCGAGGACAAUAUCACUCCCACUGAAGCGGAUGUCCUCGUCAUCUUUGACUGCUGCGAGGCGGGAGGACUAGGCGGACUCAAGGUCCGCCAUUCUAGGCCCAGCUUCGAGUUUAUCGCGGCAUGCGGAAAGAAAGAACGAACUCCGCGCCCUGGGGAGCGUUCUUUCACUAGUGGUCUGAUGUGGGCUCUGAAGGAACUACGAGAGGAUUACCCGUUCUCAGCAAUCACUCUGGUGGAGAAGAUCAAAAAGUAUCCCCUCCUUCUUGAGACUCAGAGCCCAGAGCUGCUGCGCAGAAAUGAGUUCGCAGAUGGUCUUGUCUGGAUUUCACCUCUAAAUGUGGUGGGUCCCAAACCGGAAGCGGCGGUUCAGAGCGUGAAGCGGGAUCCGCGACACGAGUACAUCGAUCUCCGGUUCAACUUCUAUCGGAGAGUAAAGACCGAGGAUGCUAAAAACCUAGCGAAACAUCUCAGCCCCCUCGUUAGCAGCGAAGAGUCCUUUGGCGCAAAGCAUAUCACCUUGCUCGACAUCUCAUCAACAUUCUCAAAGGCGGUGGCUGGAUUCCAAAGUUCCAGCAUGGCGAGCAAGCGUAAGUCAUUGACGCCGACGCCACAGAUCAUGCAGUAUUCCCACGAAGAGGACUCUGAGGGUUGCCCGCCAACUAAAAGAUCCAGACAAGACGACGCUCGCGGCCCUUCAUCAAAUCAAGACUAUGCCGAACCUAGCAUUUAG
This is a messenger RNA of Trematosphaeria pertusa, 1245 nucleotides long. RefSeq lists its product as uncharacterized. The transcript is spliced from 4 exons. The record is from RefSeq and is a predicted model, not a curated record. Gene Ontology annotation, biological process: proteolysis. Gene Ontology annotation, molecular function: cysteine-type endopeptidase activity. Lineage: Eukaryota; Fungi; Ascomycota; Dothideomycetes; Pleosporales; Trematosphaeriaceae. The coding region runs from base 1 to 1245 and encodes 414 amino acids.